AUGAAGAGGAAGAUAACUGAUUUCUUUCAGGUCUCUAAGAAAGUGUCAAAUAAUAUCAAAAGUGUUCCGAAGACUGACAUUAAGGUCGUUAAGGGUUCCGAUAGUGAUAAAGAGAACAUUGACCAGGAUAAUAAAGAUAAUGAUGGUAAUGGAACCGCGUAUGAAGAAUUUGCUAAAAAGAAUGGAUUUGAUAAGACCAAAUGGUUAGAAUCUUUAAAUGAAGAACAUAAGGAAUUGUUGGAUUUGGAAAUCAAUAAUUUACAUAUUUCAUGGUUAACUUUCCUUCAUAAAGAAUUAACCAAACCAUAUUUCUUGAAUUUAAAGAAAUUCUUAAAGGCUCAACAACUGAAAACUGUAUUUCCACCCAAAAAUCAAAUUUAUUCAUGGUCCCAUUAUACUCCAUUACCUGAAAUCAAGUGUCUUGUUUUAGGUCAAGAUCCUUAUCAUAAUUUCAAUCAAGCUCAUGGAUUAGCAUUCCUGGUAUUAGAACCUACUAAACCACCACCAUCAUUGAAAAAUAUCUAUAAAACCAUUCAAACCGAUUAUCCUAAAUUUGAAAUCCCCAACUCGACAAAAGGUGGUGGUGGUAACUUAACUAAAUGGGCAGAAAGAGGGGUUUUACUUUUAAAUACUUGUUUAACAGUUGAAGCUCAUAAACCAAAUAGUCAUUCGAAGCAUGGAUGGGAAACAUUUACACAGAAAAUUAUUGAAACAGCUAUUAAUUUCCAUUUGGAAAAACAAGGAUUCGUUGUCAUGGCAUGGGGAAUGCCGGCUCAAAAUACAUUAAGUAAUUUCAAAGAUCUCAAUAAAGAUAAUUUCUUAGUUAUAAAGACAUUCCAUCCUUCACCAUUUUCAGCAGCCAAAGGAUUUUUCACCCUGAAAUGCUUUAAAUCGUGUAAUGAGUGGUUACAACAACAAGGGAAACAACCUAUAGAUUGGUCAAUUGUAGAAAAUAAUAGUAUUUGGUGA
Molecule: messenger RNA, 969 nt
Organism: Yamadazyma jaroonii
Lineage: Eukaryota; Fungi; Ascomycota; Pichiomycetes; Serinales; Debaryomycetaceae
Source: the annotation of a GenBank genome assembly